ACCGCAAGGCUCAGAAGAAUUCAAAUAGAUUACCAGAGAUACGUCAUGCUUACUGGUUGGGAGCACUAUGCUUUAUUAGUAAUGAAGGUGAAGAGUAUCGAAUAUCAAAUAGGAUUUGAAGAGUUUGUCCACAACGCUUGCGAACAUGAUGAUACAAAAUGGAGCAGGAUAGAAAAAAAAUUUUUAGCAAUGCAACUUGGGCUCUUUCGACUGCGACAGGCAUUGCGAGAAUAUAGAGCUAAUAAAAAUGAUUUUAACAAUGCCGAAAUGUUAGAGAUUCUUGUGUAUA
Racocetra persica is the source of this 289-nucleotide messenger RNA. The record is from the annotation of a GenBank genome assembly. NCBI's taxonomy places the organism in Eukaryota, Fungi, Glomeromycota, Glomeromycetes, Diversisporales, Gigasporaceae.